This is a messenger RNA of Chinchilla lanigera (long-tailed chinchilla), 4587 nucleotides long. It is a transcript of the gene Ctr9, whose product is annotated as CTR9 homolog, Paf1/RNA polymerase II complex component. Gene Ontology annotation, biological process: regulation of DNA-templated transcription. The transcript has 25 exons. Lineage: Eukaryota; Metazoa; Chordata; Mammalia; Rodentia; Chinchillidae. The record is from RefSeq and is a predicted model, not a curated record. Bases 412 to 3954 code for a protein of 1180 amino acids. Gene Ontology annotation, molecular function: RNA polymerase II complex binding. Gene Ontology annotation, cellular component: Cdc73/Paf1 complex.
UAGCGGUCCCGCCUUCCGAGCCUUGCUUAAAUAAAGAGCUGGCUCCGGGCUACUCCAAGGGCGCAGGUUCCCGGAGGUUCCUCGAGUUCUCGGGCCACCUGAAGCGGACAAGCCGACAGCCCAGGAGCGAAGAAGGACACGCUAGAGCCACAGAGGGAGCCGCGUCGGACGCGCUCUUUGGCGGGCAUUGCUUCCGGGGCAGGGGGCGGGGCCUCCGGAAGUGGCCGGUCGCCGUCCGCUGCUCGUUGUUUGAGCGUCUGACGGGAAGGAGAAGCCCGAGCUUCGGCGGCGCCGCGGGGCGGCAGUCACGACCCGAUCCCGAGCCGUCGCUUGCCCGCGGACAAGCCAGAACCGAGGACUUCCAGUUGCUGAACGGCGGGGCGACACGCCCGCUCGCCUUCGGAUCUUAUCAUGUCGCGGGGCUCCAUCGAGAUUCCCCUCCGGGACACUGACGAGGUCAUUGAACUUGAUUUCGAUCAGUUACCGGAGGGAGAUGAAGUUAUUAGUAUUCUGAAGCAGGAACAUACGCAACUGCACAUAUGGAUUGCUUUGGCGCUGGAAUACUACAAGCAAGGAAAAACAGAAGAGUUUGUAAAGUUGUUGGAAGCAGCACGUAUAGAUGGCAAUUUGGAUUAUAGAGACCAUGAGAAAGACCAGAUGACUUGCUUGGAUACAUUGGCAGCCUACUAUGUACAACAGGCUCGGAAAGAAAAGAAUAAGGACAAUAAGAAGGAUCUUAUUACACAGGCAACCUUGUUGUAUACAAUGGCUGAUAAAAUUAUUAUGUAUGACCAGAACCAUUUGCUGGGAAGAGCCUGCUUCUGCCUCCUUGAAGGUGACAAAAUGGAUCAAGCUGACGCACAGUUUCAUUUUGUACUCAACCAGUCUCCAAAUAAUAUUCCAGCCCUUCUUGGUAAAGCUUGUAUUUCCUUCAACAAGAAGGAUUACAGAGGAGCUCUUGCUUACUAUAAAAAAGCAUUGCGUACAAACCCAGGAUGUCCAGCUGAAGUUCGUUUAGGAAUGGGCCAUUGCUUUGUGAAGCUUAACAAGCUAGAGAAAGCUCGUCUAGCAUUCAGCAGAGCCCUGGAACUUAAUUCCAAAUGUGUAGGAGCAUUGGUUGGACUGGCUGUCUUGGAACUCAACAAUAAAGAGGCCGAUUCCAUCAAAAAUGGUGUCCAGCUUCUUUCCAGAGCAUAUACUAUUGAUCCCAGUAACCCGAUGGUAUUGAACCACUUGGCAAAUCACUUUUUCUUCAAAAAGGACUACAGUAAAGUCCAGCACCUGGCUCUCCAUGCCUUCCACAACACCGAAGUAGAGGCCAUGCAAGCCGAAAGCUGCUACCAGCUGGCGCGGUCGUUCCAUGUUCAGGAAGAUUACGACCAAGCUUUCCAGUACUACUAUCAGGCCACACAGUUUGCCUCAUCCUCUUUUGUGCUCCCAUUUUUUGGUUUGGGACAAAUGUAUAUUUAUAGAGGUGACAAAGAAAAUGCAUCUCAGUGCUUUGAGAAAGUUUUGAAAGCUUAUCCUAACAAUUAUGAAACGAUGAAAAUUCUCGGCUCUCUGUAUGCUGCAUCAGAAGAUCAAGAAAAAAGAGAUAUUGCCAAGGGCCAUUUGAAGAAGGUCACAGAACAGUACCCUGAUGAUGUUGAGGCUUGGAUUGAACUGGCACAGAUCUUAGAACAGACCGAUAUACAGGGUGCCCUUUCAGCCUAUGGAACAGCAACACGAAUCCUUCAGGAGAAAGUGCAAGCCGAUGUCCCCCCUGAGAUCCUGAAUAAUGUUGGUGCCCUCCAUUUUAGACUUGGAAACCUAGGGGAGGCAAAGAAAUAUUUUUUGGCAUCAUUGGAUCGUGCAAAGGCAGAGGCUGAGCAUGAUGAACAUUACUAUAACGCCAUUUCUGUUACUACCUCGUACAAUUUAGCCAGGCUGUACGAGGCCAUGUGUGAAUUCCACGAAGCGGAAAAACUGUACAAGAACAUCUUACGAGAACAUCCCAAUUAUGUAGACUGUUAUUUGCGGCUAGGAGCCAUGGCCAGAGAUAAAGGAAACUUUUAUGAGGCUUCAGAUUGGUUUAAGGAAGCUCUUCAGAUUAAUCAGGAUCAUCCAGACGCUUGGUCUUUGAUUGGUAAUCUUCACUUGGCCAAACAAGAGUGGGGUCCCGGCCAGAAGAAGUUUGAGAGGAUACUGAAGCAGCCGUCCACGCAGAGUGACACCUACUCCAUGCUAGCCCUGGGCAACGUGUGGCUGCAGACUUUGCAUCAGCCCACUCGAGACCGAGAGAAGGAAAAGCGUCAUCAAGAUCGUGCUCUGGCCAUCUACAAACAAGUUCUCAGAAACGACGCGAAGAAUCUUUAUGCUGCUAAUGGCAUAGGAGCUGUUUUGGCCCACAAAGGAUAUUUCCGUGAAGCUCGUGAUGUAUUUGCCCAAGUAAGGGAAGCAACAGCGGAUAUCAGCGAUGUGUGGUUGAACUUAGCGCACAUCUAUGUGGAACAAAAGCAGUAUAUCAGCGCUGUUCAGAUGUAUGAAAACUGCCUCAGAAAGUUCUAUAAGCACCAAAAUACUGAAGUUGUGCUCUAUUUGGCCCGGGCCCUCUUCAAGUGUGGCAAAUUACAGGAAUGCAAGCAGACUUUGCUGAAGGCCAGACAUGUGGCACCCAAUGAUACAGUUCUUAUGUUUAACGUGGCCUUGGUCUUGCAAAGAUUAGCUACCUCUGUCCUAAAAGAUGAAAAAAGUAAUCUGAAGGAAGUCCUUAAUGCUGUGAAAGAACUGGAGCUUGCACACAGAUCCUUCAGUUACUUGAGUAAAGUGGGAGAUAAAAUGAGAUUUGACUUGGCCCUUGCUGCUACGGAAGCCAGGCAGUGCUCCGACUUACUGAGCCAGGCCCAGUACCACGUGGCCCGGGCGCGCAAGCAGGACGAAGAAGAGCGCGAGUUGCGGGCCAAACAAGAGCAAGAAAAGGAGCUAUUAAGGCAGAAACUUCUGAAAGAACAGGAAGAGAAACGCCUCAGAGAAAAGGAAGAGCAAAAGAAACUGUUGGAACAGCGAGCCCAGUAUGUGGAAAAGACCAAAAACAUUCUUAUGUUUACUGGGGAGACUGAGGCGACGAAAGAGAAGAAAAGAGGUGGAGGUGGGCGGCGCUCCAAGAAAGGUGAAUUUGAUGAAUUUGUCAACGAUGACACUGAUGACGACCUACCAAUAUCUAAGAAGAAGAAGAGGAGAAAGGGCAGUGGCAGUGAACCAGAAGGGGAAGAUGAGGAGGGUGGCGAGAGAAGGAAGAAGAAGAGGAGAAGACCUCCGAAGGGAGAAGAAGGAUCUGAUGAUGAUGAAGCAGAAAAUGGCCCCAAGCCGAAGAAGCGCCGUCUACCAAAAACAGAGAAGAAGAAGGCUCCCAAGCCAGAACGACUGCCUCCUUCAAUGAAGGGAAAAAUAAAAUCCAAAGCCAUAAUAUCAUCAAGUGAUGAUUCUUCAGAUGAGGAUAAACUGAAAAUUGCUGAUGAAGGACACGCCAGGCGCGGCAACGGCAACAGCGACUCCGAGGAGGAGGAGCAGCGGCCCAGGAGACGCGCCUCCUCCUCGGAGAGCGACUCCGAUGACAACCAGAACAAGUCUGGCAGCGAGGCCGGCAGUCCCCCGAGGACCCGCAGACCGCGGUCCGAUGAGGAGGAGGAGGAGGAGGAGGAGGACUCCGACAGCGACCAGCCGACCCGGAAGAGGAGGCCCUCGGGCUCCGAGCAGUCCGACAAUGAGUCCGCGCAGUCGGGGAGAAGCCCCUCGGGAGCCUCGGAGAACGACUCUCGGCCGGCCUCCCCAAGCGCAGAGUCCGAUCGCGAAUCGGAGCGAGCGUCUGACAACGAAGGUUCUGGCCAAGGCUCUGGAAAUGAGUCGGAACCAGAGGGAUCCAACAACGAGGGCUCAGAUCGAGGCUCAGAUCGUGGGUCAGAUGAUAGCGACUAGGUUUUAUUUCGUAAAGGAGCUUCAUCUCUGGAGGAAAUUUUUUUAAUAUAUGAAAGCUGUGAUAAAAAUGUUUCAGAUGUUUAGUCAAACAAUUGUGAAAUUUUUCUUAAAGCAAGUUUUUUUCUAUCUGUUUGUAUAUUACUAAAGCCCGAGAGACAUUUCCCGUGCUAGAGUCCAAUAUUGGAAUUUCCUGUGCAAAUGAGACUGUUCAUUGUGGUACAGUUCCACCUGUCAUAUGUGAAAACCGCAGUAAAAAUAAACCCAGAUGCUAAAGCAUUCCUACAGAGGUUUGACUGAAACCAUGAUGUCCCUUCUUUGUAUGUUAAGCAGCAUACUGUUUUGAUUUUUAUUGCAAUCUUUUACUAAGUGGUGUAGGAACUUGGUAUUAAUGUCUUUGUUGUUUUUUGAGUUUAGGUUGGGAAUAUUUUUAUUUCCUGGAGUAAGAGGUGUCUACUGUAUAAUUGCACCAAAGAACAUAGGAAAAGAAAGUGUUCUUCACAGUGUAAUGUCACAGCCAUGCAGAUGAAGCCAGAAGUAUAUGCUUCGUUAGGUUGAAGAAGGUGUGAAAAAUGCUUUUUCUGUUAGUAGGAUGCAAAAACGCCCCUAAGCCCCAUAAUAAAAUCCUUUCGCCAA